UGCUCAUUUCGCCUUUUCCUCCACUGAACGCGGCGUCUCAUCAUUAAUAAUGAAUCCAGCCUCUGCUCCGAAAUGACACUGGCAGUCAUACAACGACUGGGACCGGUUGUCUACGUCUCACGUCUCCUCCCGCGAAGAAGCACUUGACAUUUAACAGAAGAAUUUUUUUUGUUUUAGUUUUUUUGGGGGUGGGGGGGCGAGACAUUUCUACCAAAAUCCGUCGCCUGCCUUUGCGAUAUCACACUCGAGGAUGAAUUCCAUAAGGCAGGUGCCUUCGAGGGUGAAGAGCAAAAGGACCGAGACCAAUUUGGGCGCAGAAAGGGAACAUUUUGACAAACAGCAGCUAAGCAGCAUCAGCAAAGCCAUCAACUCCACUGAGACACCGGUGAAGGAGAAACAUGCACGACGGAUCAUUUUGGGCACUCACAGGGAGAAGGGUGCAUACACCUUCUGGUCCUAUGCCCUGGGCCUACCUCUGGCUAGCAGCUCUAUCCUCAGCUGGAAAUUUUGCCACGUGUUGCACAAAGUGCUGCGGGACGGCCACCAAAAUAGUCUACAGGACUGCAUGAGACAUCACAGUACGCUUGUUGAAGUGGGGGCACUAUGGGGCAACCUCCACGACCGAUACGGACAGCUGGCAGCUCUAUACACUAAGCUGCUCUGUACAAAGAUGGAGUUCCACGUGAAGCAUUCUGAAAUCCGGCCCAACUUGGAGGCUACAGAUGAGGUCCUAGAGCGCACAGCAGGAACAGACAUCAAUAAUGUGUUCCAGCUCACAGUGGAGGUGUUUGAUUACAUGGACAUGGAGCUGAGGCUGGCAGAGACAGUCCUCCGGCAGCUCAACACAUCCAUCGCCAUCUCCACCCUCACAUCAGGCCAGUGUCGCCUUUCCCCACUUAUCCAGGUCAUCCAAGACUGCAGUCACCUCUAUCACUUCACUGUCAAGCUGCUCUUCAAGCUCCAUGCCUGUCUCCCUGCUGACACUUUACAAGGACACCGUGAUCGUUUCCAUGACCAGUUCCACAGCCUUAAGACUUUCUUCAAUAAAGCCAGAGACAUGCUAUACUUCAAGAGACUCAUCCAGAUCCCCAAACUGCCUGAUUCCCCUCCAAACUUCCUGCAUGCAGCCUCACUGGCCAAGCAUGUGAAACCAGUGGUGGUCAUUCCAAAUGAGGAUGAACCUGAGCAACAGGAUGAUGACGACGAUGACCCUGAGCCGCUGAUUGAAGUCAGCGAGGUGUCCACAUCCAGCAUGCAGGCACAGCCCCAGCAAUUUGACAUAUUUGAUCAGACCUUUGGUCCUCCCAAUGGAGGCUUCGAUGACAGGGAUCUCCAGAUCGAGAGCCUAAAACGGGACUUGGAGUUGUUGCGAGCAGAGCUUGAGAGAGUUAAAGCGGAGGCUCAGCGCUACAUCACUCAGCUCAAGUCCCAGAUCAACAGUUUGGAGGCUGAGCUGGAGGAACAGCGAGCACAGAAGCAGCGUGCCCUUGUGGAAAAUGAACAACUGCGCAUGGAGCUGGAGGCCACGCGUCGUCGUAAUGCGGAACAUGAGAGCUUACAAACCACCUUUAGCGAGGCAGAGAAGAGAGCCCAGGCUACAGAGCAGCGCUACAAUAAGCUUAAGGAGAAGCACACUGAGCUGGUGGCCAGCCAUGCUGAACUACUCAGGAAGAGUGCAGACACGGUAAAGAUGCUGUCAGCCACUCAGCAGACUCAGGAGGAAGUUGAGAGGACCAAACACCAGCUGUCAUUUGAGGUGGAUCGAAUCAAACAGGAAGCCGAUAUGAAGUUGGAAGAGCAGAAGUUUGAGAUGGAAAAGCUGAGGCGAGAGCUAGAGGAGAAGAUGGCGGAAAUGACUCGCAUCAAGUCAACGCUGCAAAGCACAGAGAAAACGGGGGAGCAUUUAAACAGCUCAGUGACGGCUCUGCAGGCAGAGAAGGAGCGUCUGAUGCGAUCUGUCAGCGAAAAGGAGGCAGAGCUGUCCUCACUGCGCCACGCUGCGCAGAUGCAGCAGUCGUCACUUCAGCAGGAGCGUGAGAGGAACAGCAGGGAGCUGGGAGAGCUGCAGGGCAAACUGCAGGAGAAGGCAAGUCGUGAGGACCAGAUGAAGCAAAAGCUUCUGGAAGAGCAGUUUGCUCUGCUGCAGGGUACAGUCACAGAGGCUGAGAACAUCAUCCAAGAUGCAGUGGCUAAAAUAGACGACCCCCUCCAUAUUCGCUGCACCAGUUCACCAGAUUACCUCAUAAGUCGAGCAGAGGCUACGCUAGGCUCCAUUGACAAAGUGAAACAGGGCCAUGCAAACUUUCUGAAGAACAUGGGAGAUGCUGGAGGGCUGCUGAGGGCUCUGACCCAGUUCUCCCACCUGGCUGCUGAUACAAUCAUCAAUGGCAGCGCCAUGGCACACAUGGCACCCACUGACCAUGCGGACCGACUAACAGAGAAUUGCAGAGGCUGUGCCUCUCAGAGUCUGCAUUUCUUGAAGGAUCUAAAGGCCAAGGCUACCCUCCAGACAGCAGACCCAGCCUCCAUUCGCAUAAUUGUCCAAAAGAUUCUCAACUUGGGCCAGGAACUUCGACCCAAAGGGAUGGACGUUCGGCAGGAUGAGUUGGGAGACCUAGUGGAUAAGGAGAUGGCUGCGACAUCAGCAGCUAUUGAGGAGGCAGUCCGCAGAAUUGACGAAAUGAUGAAUCAGGCACGAAAGGAUACAUCCGGAGAUAAACUGGAGGUCAAUGAAAGAAUCCUCAACAGCUGCACAGACCUGAUGAAAGCCAUUCGCAUGCUGGUCCUGGCAUCUACAGAUUUGCAGAAGGAGAUUGUUGAGGGUGGGAGGGGGGCAGCCACCAUUAAAGAGUUCUACGCCAGGAAUUCUCGUUGGACUGAGGGACUCAUCUCUGCCUCCAAGGCGGUGGGAUGGGGAGCCACAGAGAUGGUGGAGUCUGCUGACAAAGUGGUGCUGCACACCGGCAAGUAUGAAGAACUGAUCGUCUGCUCCCAUGAGAUAGCUGCCAGCACGGCACAGCUGGUUGCUGCCUCAAAGGUAAAGGCAGAUCGCAACAGCAAGAAAUUGACUAUUCUCCAACAGGCAUCCCGUCAUGUGAAUCAGAUGGCAGCCAAUGUAGUGGCCUCUACCAAGACAGGCCAGGAGCAUUUAGAGGAUAAGGAUACCAUGGACUUCUCUGGCUUGUCCCUUAUCAAGUUGAGGAAAGAAGAAAUGGAGUCACAGGUAAAGGUGCUAGAAUUGGAAACUCAGUUGGAGAAUGAGCGUCUACGUCUGGGUGAGCUGAGGAAGAAGCAUUACGAGAUAGCUGGUGUUCCCGUGGAGCAGAUUGCCGAGGGAAACGGACUGACCUCCGUACCGGCCCAUGCUUCCCCUUCAUCACCUAAACCCUCAAAGCCUACCAUCAUGAGGAAACCUGCUUUGGCCCAGAAACCCAACAUACCACCCAAAAAUACAUUUAAGUAAAUGCCUGAAAAGAAGAGGAGAAUGCUUCACCAGUGGACAGGUGGAUUGACCUGAGCCAAGACUGCCUUUGUGUGAACUUUGGGUCCAUUUAAAGCUGCAUGCUGAAUGUCCUCUGUCUCAUCCUGACUCUUACUGCUCUCACUUCAACCUUAUUUUUCCUUUUUGCCAAAAUGGAACUCCUGCCUGAUUGGGACCUAUGAUGCCUGUGAGAGACAUGUUGUCUGUGCCCCUUGAUGUCAUUUUUGCUAGUAAGGCAGUAUCCCCCCCCCUUUUGUGUAUGAUAUUAAGAACAAAAGAAGGGUAAAUAUUUUUUUUCAGUUAUGCCGAAGUAUUUUUACUA
Messenger RNA from Lampris incognitus (smalleye Pacific opah), 3803 nucleotides. It is a transcript of the gene hip1rb, whose product is annotated as huntingtin interacting protein 1 related b. Gene Ontology annotation, molecular function: actin filament binding; phosphatidylinositol-3,4-bisphosphate binding; clathrin-cargo adaptor activity. The coding region runs from base 251 to 3463 and encodes 1070 amino acids. Lineage: Eukaryota; Metazoa; Chordata; Actinopteri; Lampriformes; Lampridae. The transcript has 32 exons. Gene Ontology annotation, biological process: endocytosis; actin filament organization; clathrin coat assembly. The record is from RefSeq and is a predicted model, not a curated record. Gene Ontology annotation, cellular component: clathrin-coated vesicle; actin cortical patch.